Molecule: messenger RNA, 5500 nt
Organism: Artibeus jamaicensis (Jamaican fruit-eating bat)
Lineage: Eukaryota; Metazoa; Chordata; Mammalia; Chiroptera; Phyllostomidae
Gene: CCBE1
Product: collagen and calcium binding EGF domains 1
Exons: 11
Coding region: 393-1631 (412 amino acids)
Molecular function (GO): calcium ion binding
Source: RefSeq, a predicted model, not a curated record
GCUCUCCGCACCCAGCCCUUCCCUCGCGGCCCAGGAAGAGGCGAGAGGGAGGGCGCAGCCCAAAGCUGAGUAGAGCAAGUCUGUCAGCUCGGCGCGCCAGUGCUGGGCGAGAGGACCUGGACCCUGCGACCCUCGCGCCAACCAGCCGCUCCGCGAGCAGCGCCCACCUGCGGGUCUACGGAGUUUGCACUCUGCACCCCAGUUGCUACUUUGCCCCCCACCACGCCCAGCCUCGCAAACUCCGGGCCCCGCUGCCUCGCACAGGUGGCGCAAGAGCCCCUGCCCUCUAGCACCCCCUGCCGGGGAGAGGGACGGCUGCGGCGGCCGCGGAGGAACCGGGUGCAGGGCUGGGAGAGGGCUCCGGCGCCGGGAAGAAGCCGGGAGCGUCCCUGAUGGUGCGGCCGCCUCCGAGCCGGGGAGGAGCGGCGAGGGGGCAGCUGGCCAAGAGCCUGGGUCCGCUGCUGCUGCUCCUGGCUCUGGGACACACGUGGAGCUACCGCGAGGAGCCCGAGAACAGUGACAGAGAAGUCUGCUCAGAAAACAAAAUCACCACGACCAAAUACCCGUGUCUGAAGGCUUCGGGCGAGCUCACCACGUGUUUCAGGAAAAAGUGCUGCAAAGGGUAUAAGUUUGUUCUUGGACAAUGCAUCCCAGAAGAUUAUGACGUGUGUUCCGAGGCGCCCUGUGAGCAGCAGUGCACAGAUAACUUCGGCCGCGUGCUGUGCACGUGUUACCCGGGAUACCGGUAUGACCGCGACAGAUACCGGAAGCGGGAGAAGCCCUACUGCCUCGAUAUCGACGAGUGUGCCACCAGCAACGAGACACUGUGCGCACACAUCUGUGUCAACACCCUGGGCAGCUACCGCUGUGAAUGCCGGGAGGGCUACAUCCAGGAGGACGACGGGAGGACCUGCGUCAAGGGAGACAAAUACCCCAAUGAUACUGGGCACGACGAGAAGUCUGAGAACGCGGUGAGAGCCGGCACCUGCUGCGCCUCGUGCAAGGAGUUCCACCAGAUGAAGCAGACGGUGCUGCAGCUGAAGCAAAAGGUGCAUGCCCGGCGGAUCGCCCUGCUCCCCAACAGUGCUGCCGACCUGGACAAGUACAUCACUGGUAACAAGGUGCUCGCCUCCAACGCCUACCUGCCGGGACCCCCUGGCCUGCCUGGGGGCCAGGGCCCUCCGGGCUCGCCGGGACCGAAGGGCAGCCCUGGCUUCCCCGGUGUGCCGGGCCCUCCUGGGCAGCCGGGCCCGCGGGGCUCGAUGGGACCCAUGGGACCAUCUCCUGACCUGUCCCACAUUAAGCAAGGCCGGAGGGGCCCUGUGGGCCCGCCAGGCGCCCCAGGAAGAGAUGGCUCUAAGGGGGAGAGAGGAGCCCCUGGACCCAGAGGAUCUCCUGGCCCCCCUGGUUCCUUCGACUUCCUGCUGCUGAUCCUGGCCGACAUCCGCAAUGACAUCACUGAGCUGCAGGAGAAGGUGUUCAGGCCCCAGACUCACCCUUCGCCAGAGGACUUCCCUUUAGCUCAGGAAUUCUCCAGCUAUCCGGAAACCAUGGAUUUUAGCUCUGGAGAUGACUCCCCGGAAAGAACUGAGGCAAGAGACUUGGGGACCCCCAGAGACUUUUAUCCUUAGCACGCACCAACAGCUUCAUGCCAAAGGAAGAGAAGAGUUUUCCUACCUGCAAUUAAAUCAUCUAAAGAAAAGACCAAAAAAAACCACUAAACCCCACCACUGGAGACCUGGACAAGAUACGUCAUUAUUUUCUUGGCUCUUUCCUGCCUUCUCCCCACUUCUUGUUUUCCAAACACUACUUUCAGAGGCUCCCUGCUAGACGUGCUAGACACGAGGGAGUAAAUGAGUGAUUUACAUGCCUCUGCCUGAGAGCAGGUGGGCUGGUCGACAUUGGAACUUCUCCCCUAUUUAUUUAUUUCUCUUAAGAACUUUUGACUUUCUGACUUAUGUUCUCACAGUCUCUUAAACCUGACAGAAUCAGAGGGAAACGUGGCAAGGGGAGCUCAGAAAAAUGUGAGGUUACUUAUAAAAAAAGAAUUAGAUACAUGUCCCAAAGAGGCUUUGACUCCUCAGUAUCAAAAUAGGGCCUUUUCGAUGAAGAGGAAGAAACAGCACAGUGUAUUUACUUUGGUGGGUGAUUCUUUUUCAUGGUUAAUCUAAUAGAUUUUAAAUGUUUGGCCUCUUGUCCAACCUCAUUUCCCGAUUUUGAUUGAGAGGGGAGAAAGUGCAGAAGGAGCCGAGAUGAGGAAGGAUGGAGAAGAGUCAUGCUGUCGUAUGGGUUGCCACAUUCUAAAUUCAAAACUGGCCAGUAAGUGUUCGUGUGAUGCUUACCUACCAGUAUCCUAUUCAGAAAAGGAAGUUGCUGCAGGUGUAGGACUAAGUCCUCUUUUCAAAAGAGAAAACUGAAUCAAGUGCCUUGAUUCGCCUUAGGAUAAUGGGCUCCUGGUUUGCCAAGACAUUUUAAAGCUGUUUGAUUGAAUGAGUGGGCUUACUCAUUAAAUCACAGAUUCUUUGCUGGACAAGGGUGGCAGGCCCUCAGAGAGAUGCAGAAACUCCUAGGCUCUGACUGGGUAGCCAGAGGUGUCAUUAGGCUGUGAUUCAGGUUGAAUCAAAGUGCAUUGGAACUCAGGACUAGAAGGGCCAGCUUGAGUUGUUGGCCAAGGGGAAGGGGAACCUCCGGAAGGGACCCCCCACGAAUAGGUAGAGGCAAGUAACUUUGCUCUCGUGGGGAAUUAGAAAUCCUCGUCCGGGGCCAGCCAGGCUUCCCAAGAGAGAAUUAUACCCUAUUGAAAGUUUGCCUAGAUGUGGAGGGGGGAAAAAUAACAGUUUUCCCUGUUUGGCAGAAAUUUCCUUCCCACUAGUCCCAUUUUCCUUUCAUUGUCCAUAAUGUAAUUCAAGAUCCGGUGCUUGCAGGCCUUCUCUGUGGUUCCCCUUCUCCCAGCAAACACGAGAAGCGGUUGACAGGAGAAGCGGUUGGGAAAGGGGCAUGUUGCCGAACCUGCCAUUGGUCUGUGUGUGCUUAUGCACUUCUGGGUCCCCAGGGCCAGGAGCAAGAGGAUGUGCUCAGAAGAUGGGCAGAGGUAUCCCCUCCUUUGUAGUACUCUUGGAGAACCUCUUGGCUUUGAUGGGCAGCCUGCAGGUUUCUUCAAGUACAUGUUCUCAUUUGACACAUGGAAUGGCUUUCCAUCCACCUGUGCAGGAGACCUUCACCCUUGCACUGAACCCCACCAAUUAUCCCACAACAACUCAUGUUUGCUUAUAUUGGCAUUUCCAUUUGCCAUCCUAUGAUUUCCCCCUAUAUUUCUGGGAGAUUUGUGUUUAGUUUCCUUUUUCCAUCAUCUCCCAUUUCUCCUGGGGCACUUGUUACGAGAGAACUGCUGUCGGUGUUCGGGUGUUCGGUGUUCGCCUGCCUCUUUUCAAUCUUCCUUCAGAAAGACGGCAGAUCUCAAGAGACAACCGCCUUCCCUCCAUUCUCCUUAGAAACACAGGGCUCAGGUCAGUUGGCCCGGUGGCCUCAUCUUUCACAAACUGCCCCUCCUUCUUCCUCAUGCAAAACCCCCAUUGCCUGGCCUCCAAACGUCACAGCUGAAAGCAAGCACAUUCUCAGUGCUCCCCUUUUACGCCUCCUCCCUUCCCCCUCCAGCCUCCAGCCUCCAGCCUCGCCAGCCACAGUUUCUGUUGAACACAGUAGCUGUGGCUUCCCCUCUGCAAUGUAUCUAAUGUUUGCCGGCUUGCGGAGCACAGCAUUUAAAGGCUGUGGGCGGGCGAAUGCUCAAGGAAAGGAUGCACAGGCUCUGUGAGAAACGAUUAGGUCUGUCUUUGAUUUUUUUUGUGAGGAAUUAUAUUACCUUUUCUUUUCCUUAACAGUGAACUCUGUUGAGAAAUAUAAUCUUCUUUAUCGUUAAAUGCUCAUGAAAUGCAAGCAAACUGCACGUUAGACAUGCAGAAGCUAGGAUAAAUAUAUUAAAAGAAUGGACAGAUAGUGGUAAUAUCUGGGAUUCCUGACACUAUUCUAGAUAAUAUUCGCCCACAAAACACACAAUAGCCUGUAUUUCAUCAUCUCAGUCUGCUGAAUCAGGUCAGCAAUUGUGUAUAAAAUAAUUAUUCAGAGUCAGAUUUUCAAAAGCUGGACAAGGCCCACAGGACUAAAAAUAUGUGCUUUCCAUGCCCAAAUCAUGUUUUCCACAGAUAAGAUAUUACAAGAUGCUGUUAUUUCUAACGUAUCUUUUAGUUAUGGGUAGGGAAACAAAGUUUCAUGGUCUCAACAGCCCCAUCUUCUCAAACCCGAAUGGAAAAGCCAUUUGGGGGGUAAAAUUUGCUGGACUUUUGCUGAGCCUUUUCGUGGAUCGGGAGGGAAUGGUCUUUGCAUGUUCAACGCUGCGGCAGAAACGGACUGCAGUUUUUUGCACCCUGAUAACUGGGACUCGUGAAUAGGACGUAAUAGAUUGUUUCUAUUUCAGGAAAGCAGUGGGAAUAAAAAUCUGAUUGGAAAUAUUGCAGGGAAGGCACACAUUUUAGUUUGAGAAUAUCCUCCUCCCUUCCCAAUUCCAGAAGAAAUUAUGUAUCCCCAAAGGAUAUGGGGGUACAGAGGAGACGCUGUUAUCUUCUCUCUUCUGUGUUCACUCCAACAGCUGCCACAAAGUGGAUUGACCCACGGAAGUCAUGUCUACUAUGUACACUCAGGUGUGCGCACAGUGGAAUGGUCAACAGUGAAUGCACAUCCACAUGGGGGAGCUGUACCCCACUGCAUCCUAGGCGAAGGGCAUCCAGUUCUGGCCAUGUUCCAUGGUUCUGGCCUUGAAAGUCCGGUUUCUAGGCAUGCAAGGGGAGAUCUUCUCCAUGCCAGACACCUCCCUGGGGUGACAGCAAAUCCCUCAUCAUACUCUGGGUGUCACGCCCCCUUCCUGGCUCCCCCGACUGCAGCCCGUCCCAGAGAGAGACAGCAGCCUCGCUGUGCAAACCAAACAUCUGUCAGAUAACCUUCCUGACAAAGACAUCUAUUUGCAAAGAGCCCGGGCCAAACAGCUAGCAGAGUAGAGCCAUCUAAAGUUAUUAAUGAAUUCAGGGAAAUAGAUGGAUUUUUCCUGGCACUGUCAGCAUGUAUGUUUCACAACAAAUCAAAACCAUGAUUUACUAUUUGAAAAAAAAAUAACCAUGACCAUAAUUGUUAAAGCAUAAAAUCUUGGGAUUGCAUGCUGCUUCAACAAAAAAUAGUGCUUCAGGGAAACCACAGGAAAAAGACCCUUUGCACCUGCCCCAGGGACCUCUGUUCUUUGUUACGUUCCCAAAGCAAGAGCCCUGGCGGGCGUCGUGCGUGUCAUGACUCUUUCUCCCAGUGACUAGUCAUAUUCUUCUGUAGCUAUUUUGUUCAUUAUUUAUAACAGAUCCAUACAACAGUGGAGCUAGUAUUCAAAUAGUGAUGAAUGUGAUACUAUGAAGUCCUUUUGACGAGAUUGUAUAUGCUUAAUAACAAAGUUAUUUUUCUUAUG